Messenger RNA from Sturnus vulgaris (Common starling), 570 nucleotides. Lineage: Eukaryota; Metazoa; Chordata; Aves; Passeriformes; Sturnidae. The record is from RefSeq and is a predicted model, not a curated record.
AUGGGUGUCAGUCCCUCCCGCGCCGACGAGGUGCUGCUGCGGCCGAGCGGGGCUCAGCUGACCGUGGAGUACCUGGAGGAGAACAGCUUCAGUGCAGACAGGGUGGUGCCCGUGCUCGAUGUGUGUCGCCAGGCCGAGCUCCGCAUGCCCCUGGCCGAGUUCGUGUCUUACCUGGGGGGGCCCCGGCGCGAGCGCGUCCUCAGCGUCACCGGCCUCGAGUUCUCGGACACGCGCCUGUCCAACCUGGUGCAGACCCCUCGGAUCGUGAGGAAACUCUCGUGGGUGGAGAAUCUGUGGCCGGGGGAGUCGGCUCGGGAGAGGCCGAGCGUGCAGAAAUUCUGCCUGAUGGGGGCCAGGGACAGCUACAGCGACUUCCACAUCGACUGUGGGGGCACCUCGGCCUGGCACCACGUGCUCCGGGGUGAGCAGAUCUUUUACCUGGCUCGUCCCUCUGCCGCCAACCUGGCUCUGUUCGAGGCCUGGAGCAGCUCCCGGAACCAGCCCGAGCUUUUCUUUGGGGACCAGGUGGAUCGGUGCUUCCGGUGCCACCUGCGCCAGGGCCAGACCCUC